Striga hermonthica is the source of this 549-nucleotide messenger RNA. The record is from the annotation of a GenBank genome assembly. Lineage: Eukaryota; Viridiplantae; Streptophyta; Magnoliopsida; Lamiales; Orobanchaceae.
AUGCAGAUCUUCUUGAAAACUUUGACAGGGAAAACCGUAACACUCGAGGUUGGAUCGAGCGACUCCAUCGACAACGUCAAGGCUAAAAUUCACGACAAGGAAGGAAUCCCGUCGGAUCAACAACGUUUGAUUUUUGCCGGAAAACAGCUUGAAGAUGGUCGGAUUCUUUCCGAUUGCAACAUUCAGAAAGAGUCUACUCUGCAUUUGGUUUUGAGGCUUAGGGGUGGCAGCAGGGGCUAUUAUGAAUAUUAUAAAAACCUCCAAUCUCUUAAAGAAUUGGCUCGUAAAUACAUUCUCAACAAGCAAAUUUGCCGCAAAUGCUAUGCUCGGUUGCCCCCUCGGGCGACCAACUGCAGGAAGAAAAAGUGUGGGCAGAGCAAUCAGAAUCUGCCUGAAUCUAACUGGCCGAGUCCGGGACAGCGCGAAAAAAAUAAUCUUUGGCUCCGGUGGGUUCCCUUAACCAAGCCACUGCCUAUGAGUCGCCGACAAAUCCUUCACAACGCGACAUUCAGGCGGACCACGAAAUCGAUCGACUUUUAUUUCCUGUGA